Messenger RNA from Nannospalax galili (Upper Galilee mountains blind mole rat), 2546 nucleotides. It is a transcript of the gene Rrm2, whose product is annotated as ribonucleotide reductase regulatory subunit M2. Gene Ontology annotation, molecular function: ribonucleoside-diphosphate reductase activity, thioredoxin disulfide as acceptor. Gene Ontology annotation, biological process: deoxyribonucleotide biosynthetic process. Lineage: Eukaryota; Metazoa; Chordata; Mammalia; Rodentia; Spalacidae. Gene Ontology annotation, cellular component: cytosol. The transcript has 10 exons. The record is from RefSeq and is a predicted model, not a curated record. The coding region runs from base 131 to 1300 and encodes 389 amino acids.
GGAAGCGCCGGCCACGCCCCUCCGGAGCGCGUCAUUCACUGGAGAUUUAAAGAGCGCAGGUUCGGGAAGCCGCCGGUGCUUCUGGCUCUAGUUGCUGCUCUCCUCUCUACCUCAAGCUUUCGCCUCCGCCAUGCUCUCCGUCCGCGUCCCGCUCGCCACCAUCUCCGACCAGCAGCAGCUGCAGGUGUCGCCGCUAAAGCGACUGAGCCUGGCAGACAAGGAGAACACGCCCCCGUCCCUCAGCGGGACCCGCAUCCUGGCCAGCAAGGUGGCGAGGAAGAUCUUACAGGACCCCGCCGAGCUGGAAAGUAAAGUACCUGCCCCCAGCGUGGAUGAAGAACCACUAUUGAAAGAGAACCCCAGGCGCUUCGUCAUCUUCCCCAUUGAAUACCAUGACAUCUGGCAGAUGUACAAGAAAGCUGAGGCCUCCUUUUGGACUGCGGAGGAGGUGGAUCUUUCCAAGGACAUCCAGCACUGGGAAACCCUGAAGCCAGAAGAGAGAUAUUUUAUAUCUCAUGUUCUAGCAUUCUUUGCAGCGAGUGAUGGCAUAGUAAAUGAAAACUUGGUGGAGCGGUUCAGCCAAGAAGUUCAAAUUACCGAAGCCCGCUGUUUCUAUGGCUUCCAAAUUGCCAUGGAAAACAUACAUUCUGAAAUGUACAGUCUUCUUAUUGACACUUACAUUAAAGAUCCCAAAGAAAGGGAAUUUCUCUUCAAUGCCAUUGAAACAAUGCCUUGUGUGAAGAAGAAGGCUGACUGGGCCUUGCGUUGGAUUGGGGACAAAGAAGCUACAUAUGGAGAACGUGUUGUAGCUUUUGCUGCUGUGGAAGGAAUCUUCUUUUCUGGUUCCUUUGCAUCAAUAUUUUGGCUCAAGAAACGAGGACUGAUGCCUGGUCUUACAUUUUCCAAUGAGCUUAUCAGUAGAGAUGAGGGUUUGCACUGUGACUUUGCCUGUCUCAUGUUCAAGCACCUGGUACACAGACCAUCAGAGCAGAGAGUAAAAGAAAUAAUUGUCAAUGCUGUGAGGAUAGAACAGGAGUUCCUCACGGAGGCCUUGCCUGUGAAGCUCAUUGGGAUGAAUUGCACUUUAAUGAAGCAGUACAUUGAGUUUGUGGCAGACAGGCUUAUGCUUGAGCUGGGCUUUAACAAGAUUUUCAAAGUAGAAAAUCCAUUUGACUUCAUGGAAAAUAUUUCACUGGAAGGGAAGACCAACUUCUUUGAGAAGAGAGUAGGGGAAUAUCAGAGGAUGGGAGUGAUGUCAAGUCCGACAGAGAAUUCUUUCACCUUGGAUGCUGACUUCUAAGUAAAUUGAACAUGAGCUCUCAUUUUGCUGAUUUAUCUCCCCUUAUUAAAAAGCAGCAAAAAUGAAUCAACUGGCUACACCAUAAUUUGACAUUAAAUUCAUCAGUAGGCAUCUGUAAAACUGUGUAGCUACCUCAAAAUCCUGUACUGAGUGUCACCUACAAAAAGGACAAAGGAUAUUUAAAACAAAAGCUACUUGGAUUCUUACGGAAGAUCUUGGCCUGUUGACUUUUGCAAAUAGGUCGGCCAGCUAUGAUGUCCUCAUAGCACACGGCAGCUGUCCAGGCUGUACUGUGAGGCGACCCUCAAGUGAGCAGGAUUAAACAUCAGUUAUUACCACAAGGCAGUUUAAAGAUGUCAGCCUCGCUCGCUGCUUCUUGCAGACUAUAAAGUUUACCUAACUAGUUUGUAAAUAAAACUGGCACUUUGCACACACUGUACUGUCAAGGGGAAAGCCUGGUUUAUUUGGUUUCUAUACUAAGUACAGUGUUUUAUUUACCGCUAAUAGCCCCUUCAAAAUCUAAGUGACUUAAAGUUUAGUGUUGUAAUCACCUAAUUUCUAAAGAUUUUUUCUUUAAUGAAUUGAAAUGCCUUUUUAAUUGACUUUGAAGGCAGUCCUGUGCAUAGCUAGAUCUGUUGCCAGUCAUGCACUGGAUGUAUGUGUGGCCUUGUAGCCCAGGUUUUGUGCUAGGGCAUUUCCUGCUGCAGCAGAGGUGACCUUGUAACUUUUAAGUCACUAGAAAUUUAGACAUGACUUAAGACGUUUGCUAGAAGUGGGCCUGUCUGAAUUUGUGUGGGGGGCAGUAAUAUUCGUCUAUAAGUUGUACUUUGCCUCAUUUGUAGUUGGUAUGGAAAGAGUCUUGGAUCAGAUCCUUGAACCAUCCUGACCCACCUAGGAUCUUGAUCCUGUUCCAUGGUAAAGCCAAGAUUGAAAUUGGUUCUCCUAAAGUUGGAUUGAUUCUCAUUUUGUUUGAGUAGGUACUAUUGAGACUUAAUCCACUUGCAUUUAUUCCAUGUCUCUUAAAUUAGAAGUUUUUUUUAAACUAUACAUCCUUUUUAUUAGAUUUUACCUGUUUAUACCUUUAAAAAUUGCCUGAUGUUUGCAAAUGCUCAGGAGAUGUUACUGUAAAUUCUAACAUUUGCCUAAAUAUGAGUGUCACUUGGUGAUUUUUUUAUUUUUAUUUUUUUUAAAGACGGGGCUUUAACUGUGUAACUGGCUUGGCCUGGAACUUGCACAGGUAGACUAG